AAAAUAUGGCAGCAAAACUUAAGAAAAUCAUCCAGUGCCUGGGAACACAUGCUCCAGAACCUCAACCUGAACACCUAUGAUCUAGCAUGCAUACAGGAACCAUUCCUCAACCCAGUAGGCUUAGCUAACGCAUCCAACCUCAGACAAUUCUGGGACGUAAUAUACCCC
Messenger RNA from Suillus subaureus, 168 nucleotides. RefSeq lists its product as uncharacterized. The transcript has a single exon. NCBI's taxonomy places the organism in Eukaryota, Fungi, Basidiomycota, Agaricomycetes, Boletales, Suillaceae. The record is from RefSeq and is a predicted model, not a curated record. The annotation marks the transcript as partial.